This is a messenger RNA of Phoenix dactylifera (date palm), 2434 nucleotides long. The record is from RefSeq and is a predicted model, not a curated record. Lineage: Eukaryota; Viridiplantae; Streptophyta; Magnoliopsida; Arecales; Arecaceae.
GCACCCCUCCUUAAACGUUGAAGAUUAUGAAUUUGUAUCUAGAAAGGUGUUUGAUAAGAUUGGAUGCAGCUGCAGUUUCAGGAGAUUCACUUAUGCUUAAUGCGGAUUUUGAUGCAAAUUUAAUGAGCCUACUUUGCGAAAGAUGGUUAUCAAAUCUUGAGCUUUUCCAUCUUAGUAUAUGAUUGAAGGGAGAAUGUUUUCUGCUCUUCUUGUCUAGGAGGUGAGUUGCAUCUUUUGCAAUUGCUGAUGGAUUGACAUAUUCUCUAUUUUUUUAUACGGAUAUAUUUUUUUUAUACAAGUAUAAUUUAUUUUUAUAAAGGUAGGCAAUCCUACCUCCAUGUUCCUCGACUGUGGUAUAUUGUACAAAGAUUCCUUUCCCACGCUAUUCUCCCAUCCUCUUAUUUUUUCACUCUCCUCAUCAGCUCCAAUUAGAAUGUCAAGUAAAUAGGGCUUCUUCCUUCCAACCCACCCCCAAUGGUGGCUCCUCCCUUCCAAAGCCAUGGCCACCACUUCUUUCUCCAAGCUCCUCUCGCAAAACCCAUUCCUCUCCCUGCUCCAAAAUGCCAGGACCGCCUCUCAAAUUUUCCAAAUUCACGCCCAAUUGAUCUGCAGAGCCCUAAUGUCCGACUCCUUCGUAGCAAGCCGUCUCCUUUUCGCCGCCUGCGAGCUCUCCAACCCUUCUUCCAUCCAUCUCACAGCAGCCUACGCUGAGCUCAUCUUUUCCCAAGUCCAUCACCCCAACACCUUCUUCUGGAAUACCAUCAUCAGGUUCCAUUCGCAGACCUCAAACCCCCUCCGGGCGCUCCUUUUCUUCUCCCAGAUGCGCAAAAGUGGGAUUUUUACUGAUAAUUACACGUAUCCGUUUGUUCUCAAGGCCUGUGCUUCGAUGCCUGGCCGUCGGGAAGGGGUGGUGGUCCACGGGGAGGUCGUCAAGAGAGGAUUUGAUGAGGAUUUGUUCGUGAGGAAUGGUUUGAUCAGCAUGUAUUGCAGGAGUGGAGACGUUGAAUUGGGUAUGAUGCUUUUUGAUGGUUUCCGGUCGAGAGAUUUGGUAUCAUGGAACUCCAUGAUUGCUGGUUACAGUAUGUGUGGGAAGAUGGGCGAAGCCCAGAAGCUUUUUGAUGCAAUGCCGGAGAGGGAUGCCUUCUCUUGGGCUAUCUUAAUCGAUGGCUAUGGAAAGAAAAUAGGGGAUGUCCGUCGUGCUCGGGAGUUGUUUGAUGCGAUGCCUGAUAGGGAUUUGGUCUGUUGGAAUUCCAUGAUUGAUGGGUACUCUGGUCUUGGUAUGAUGGGUCCAGCCCGAGAACUCUUUGAAGCGAUGCCCGAGAGGAAUGUGAUCUCGUGGAGUAUCCUCAUUGAUGGCUAUAUUCGCCAUGGAGACUCCAAGGAAGCUUUGAACAUAUUUCAGCAAAUGCUUCGCCAUGGUAUGAAGCCUGAUAAGAUUAGUGCUGUUGGUGUGAUUUCAGCAUGUGCCCAGUUGGGCGCUCUCGAUCAGGGUCGAUGGGUCCACUUCUAUCUGAAAAAGAACAGAAUCUUGUUUGAUGUUGUAGUCCAAACUGCCCUGAUAGAUAUGUACAUGAAAUGUGGGAGCUUGGACCUUGCGAGGAGGCUUUUUGACAACAUGCGUGAGAGGAGCAUUGUUACCUGGAAUGUAAUGAUUGUCGGACUUGGGGCUAAUGGCUAUGAAGCAGAAGCAGUGGAGCUUUUCGAUCAAAUGGAGAAGGAAGGAACAUUAAUGGAUGAUCUCACUUUUCUUGCUGUAUUGACAGCAUGCACUCAUGCUGGUUUAGUUGCAAAGGGAUGGGAGAUAUUUGAUAGGAUGAGGAGCGAUUUCGGGAUAACUCCUAAGGCUGAACACUAUGGUUGCAUAGUGGAUCUCCUUGGGCGUGCCGGAAGGUUGCAUGAAGCUCGAAAUGUCAUAGAGACAAUGCCGAUGAAGCCUACUUUGACGUUGUGGGGAUCCCUUCUUGCAGCUUGUCGGACACAUCGAUGUGUUGAUCUGGCUGAAGUUUCGGUUGAGCAGCUCAAGAAUCUUGGAGCAGAUGACAGUGGGGUUUAUGUGCUUUUAUCCAAUAUCUAUGCGGAAGAGGGAAUGUGGGAUGAUGUGUGGAGGAUAAGGAAGUUGAUGUGUGCUAGAGGGAUGAAGAAGGAAGUUGGAAGGAGUGUAGUUGAGGUGAAUGGCAGGGUUCAUGAGUUUGUGAAUGGCGAUGUCUCUUAUCUAGAAAUAUUUUCAGUUCUUUGGAGUUUGUCUAAUAACAUAGCCUUAACAUAGCUUUCAAAAUGUGUUCUUAUUGGCUAAAUGUUUCUCUCUGCAGUAUGAAGUCUUCAAAGACAUUCAUUUUAGAACUAGGGCAAACUUGGUUAGGAUCAGUCCAUGUCAGAAACGUAAUCUGUAUAGAAGAGAUGGGUCAUUACCAAAUAAUCAGACAUAAAUUUUCAA